This is a messenger RNA of Branchiostoma belcheri (Belcher's lancelet), 1326 nucleotides long. Its product is annotated as sulfotransferase 1C4-like. Gene Ontology annotation, molecular function: sulfotransferase activity. Lineage: Eukaryota; Metazoa; Chordata; Leptocardii; Amphioxiformes; Branchiostomatidae. Gene Ontology annotation, cellular component: cytoplasm. The transcript has 10 exons. The record is from RefSeq and is a predicted model, not a curated record. Gene Ontology annotation, biological process: sulfation. Bases 47 to 1285 code for a protein of 412 amino acids.
CGGAGAACUGCUUCGGUUAUCUAAGGGUCACCAAAGCGCUGUAAACAUGCAGGAACACGAGUACCAAGGUAUUAGGUUUCCUGGUGAAAUUUCUAAGGAAACUUUGGAUGUCAUUCCUGACUACCCUGUCCGUGAUGACGACAUUUUCAUCGUGACCUACCCAAAAGCAGGUACGAACUGGAUGAUAGAGAUAGUGAGCAAGGUCAUGAAAGCUGCCGGAAAGAUGGCUACUCCUGAAGAACACUCCAUGUGGUGUUUCGAACUGCAUAUGCCGGGAGAUGAAAAACCACGUCAUGAACUUAUGAAAGACGCGCCAUCUCCACGUAUAAUCCACACACACCUACAACGGCACCUGGCCCCCAAAACGGUCGCCAAUCCUACAGGAAAGAUAAAAGUAAUUGUAGUGAUGAGGAACCCGAAAGACACGGCUGUGUCUCUGUACCACUAUAACAAGAAAAUGGUAGAGACGUACGGCGGUUGUGAUGCUAUCAAAAAACGUCUCGAAUCUUGGGAAGGGUAUGCAGAGGUCUUUCUUAAAGGAAAAGGCAUUUUUGGUGACUUCUACGACCACGUCCUCGGCUGGUGGCAGAUGAAGGAUGACCGCCAUUUUUUCUUCAUCAAGUAUGAAGACAUGAAGAAGGACCUGCGUAGUGUGGUCAGCGAAGUUGCAUCCUUCCUGGAGACCAGCCUGGACGACGCUGCCGUCACCAACAUCGCCGAGUCAUGCACUUUCGACAGUUUGAAGGCAUCUUGGGGCAAAUCAGAAUUAGCUAUGAAAAAACUCAUCUGCAGAAAAGACACGGCUGUGUCUUUUUACCACUACGAGAAGAAAAUGUUCAAGGAGUACAGCCGCCCCGGCGAUGUUGUCCCUAAACGUUACGAAUCUUGGGAAGCCUAUGCAGACAACUUCCUUAAAGGAAAAGUCAUUUUUGGUGACUUCUACAACCAUGUCCUCGGCUGGUGGCAGAUGAAGGAUGACCACCAUUUUCUCUUCCUGAAGUAUGAAGACAUGAAGAAGGACCUGCGCAGUGUGGUCAGCGAGGUCGCAUCCUUCCUGGAGACCAGCCUAGACGCCGCUGCCGUCACCAACAUUGCCGACUCGUGCACUUUUAACAAUUUAAAGGCAGUCUGGAGCAAUUCAGGAUCAGUUAUGAAAGAAAACAUCUGCAGAAAAGGUGUCAUUGGCGAUUGGAAGAGCAUGUUCACACCGGAGAAAAAUGAAGCCUAUGAUGACAAGCACAAGCUCAGGCUGGCUGGGACUGGUCUGGAGUUUGAUUUUGAGUAGUACCACGCAUAUGUGCGUGUAGUAAACGUCAGGGUAGAGAU